AUGUCUAGUCCAGCUAAAAAGCGAAAGACAAAUGGUCCCGACUCGUCAAAACAACCGACACGCAGUAUUAAAUCUUUUUUUCAAGGACAAGCCACUGAACGAUUCAGUUCAAGAGAGCCCGACGUCACUGAGCAAACACUCUCAGAUGAAGCUUUUGCGCGCAAGCUACAAGCUGAGUGGAACGGACAAGAAAAUGACAAUUCCCCCACAGAAGCCACAGCAGCAGACUCGCAGAGCAAUGUAGCUCCAUCUAUACCAAUACCGUCCAUUCCACCAUCGGUAGCUCCAGUGGCCUCGAAGAAUACUCUAUCGCUACAAUCAUCAGCUGGCACAGAGGAUACAAUAUCCCUUGCGAUUCCUUUGGACCAGAGCCCCUUGACUUUUGAUGCAACUCAAUGGGCAGCAGAAUUGCGGUCGCAUUGGAUGACCCAAGGCGGAGAUGCUUCUUACGCUUUGUUAACGAGAGCAUUUGUUCUCGCAAAUGCAACAACGAGUCGAAUCAAAAUUGUCGAUACGCUAGUUAAUUUCCUUCGAAUAUUAAUUGAAGGAGAUCCUUCAAGUGUCCUGCCUGCCGUAUGGCUAGCAACCAAUUCGAUAUCGCCACCAUACGAUGAGCUCGAGCUAGGCCUAGGGGGUUCCUCCAUUUCGAAGGCACUGAAAAAGAUUUACGGCCUUGAUAACUCAGGUCUCAAAACACUUUACGAUAAACACGGUGAUGCAGGAGACGUUGCUUUUGAGGCCAAAAAACGGCAGUCCUUCACAUUAGUCAAGCCGAAACCAUUAAGGAUCAAAGGCGUCUUCCAGUCACUAACAAAGAUUGCCACAAGCAAAGGAACUGGCAGCCAGGAGACCAAGCAGAGAAUUGUCGAAAAGCUCCUGCAGGAUGCGCGAGGCGCUGAGGAGAGUCGUUAUAUUGUUCGUACGUUGGUCCAGAACCUACGAAUUGGCGCGGUGAAGACGACGAUGCUCAUUGCCCUUGCACGAGCUGUUCUCUAUUCUAAACCGAUAGGGGCGGAUUUUGAAGUCCGACCGCGGCACGAAUUAGCCCGUCUGAAAAAGGAUGAGCUUGCCGAGAUUUACAGCAAUGCGGAAGAAAUUGUCAAGGCGUCUUAUGCUCGACAUCCGGACUACAAUGAUUUGGUCCCUUGCUUGUUGGAGAUUGGGCCUACUGCAGAGAUUUUGGUUAGGUGCGGUCUGUCUAUGCACAUUCCAUUGAGGCCGAUGCUGGGUAGCAUCACGCGUGAUCUGUCUGAUAUGUUGACGAAGCUCCAAGGAAGGGCCUUCAGCUGUGAAUACAAAUACGACGGGCAACGUGCACAAGUUCACUGUGAUCAGCAAGGGAAAGUCUCUAUUUUCUCACGUCAUCUUGAACUCAUGACGGAUAAGUAUCCAGAUCUUGUAUCUCUUGUCCCACAGAUUCGAGGAGAAGGUGUGUCCAGUUUUAUAUUGGAAGGCGAAGUGGUUGCCGUGGAUCGGGAGACUGGCGACUUGCAGCCUUUUCAAGUUUUGACAAAUCGUGCAAAGAAAAAUGUGGAAAUUGGAGAGAUCAAAGUCAACGUGUGUCUUUUCGCGUUUGAUCUUAUGUAUCUCAAUGGUGAACCUCUACUAGACCGACCUUUUCGAGAACGCCGCGAGCUACUCCGGAGUCUAUUUGUGGAGAUUUCCAAGCACUUUACCUGGGUAAAGAGUAUGGAUGCAACAUCAACUGAUUCUGAACAUGUGCUUGAAUUUUUCAAGUCCGCCACGGAUGUUAAAUGCGAAGGCAUAAUGGUGAAAGUGCUCGACAAUGAGGCCAAAUUUGAUAUCCAACAAAACAAUGGCCUCGACGAACCAGACGGGCCAUCCGUUCAAGUAACUUGCGAAAAGAAUAAUACGAAACCAAAAGAAAAGGCCACUCGACGUAAGGCGCUCCUUUCAACCUACGAACCCGAUAAGCGCCUCGAAUCCUGGCUCAAAGUAAAGAAAGACUACAACGCAUCUUCAGAAACCCUCGACCUAAUCCCGGUAGCUGGUUGGCACGGCCAAGGCCGCAAAGCUAAAUGGUGGUCACCAAUUCUUCUAGCAGUCCGAAAUCCAGAAACUGGAAGUCUAGAAGCUGUCACAAAAUGCAUGUCUGGCUUCACAGACAAAUUCUACCAGGGCAAUAAAGACAAGUACGCGGAAGGUAGCACAAACGUGAUCUCGCGGCCUAGUUAUGUGGAAUACAACGGCUCGCCGGAUGUGUGGUUUGAACCGCAGGAAGUGUGGGAAAUGGCCUUUGCAGACAUCACACUCAGCCCGACGUACCCAGCUGCCAUUGGGUUGGUCAGUGAGGAGCGCGGGUUGAGUCUGCGAUUUCCGCGCUUUUUGAAGGUCCGCGAGGACAAGUCAAUCGAUGAGGCUACAACAUCUGAUUAUUUAGCGCUACUAUGGCGGAAACAGAUGGAACGCACUAGUCUUGAGGAUGGGAAGGCUGAAGAAGAUGAACAAGAUGAACAGUAA
Molecule: messenger RNA, 2481 nt
Organism: Penicillium soppii
Lineage: Eukaryota; Fungi; Ascomycota; Eurotiomycetes; Eurotiales; Aspergillaceae
Product: putative DNA ligase I
Exons: 1
Coding region: 1-2481 (826 amino acids)
Biological process (GO): DNA biosynthetic process; mitochondrial DNA repair; lagging strand elongation
Cellular component (GO): DNA ligase III-XRCC1 complex
Molecular function (GO): DNA ligase (ATP) activity; DNA binding; ATP binding
Source: RefSeq, a predicted model, not a curated record